AUGCAGGUCCCUACUACUUUCGCUACUCUCGCCGUCUUCCUCGGACUGGCAUUCUCGAGCCCCAUGCCUCAGGAUGACCCCCCUGAGACUGAUCUCUGCCUCCAGCGGAAAUUUCUAACCGCCGAGCGAUGUGAAGACAUCGAUCCGGCAUACACCAACGCGACGUUGCCCAGCGCAGGCUGGUAUUGCUGUUGGCAGCAGGGGCCCUUCACUCCCCCUCCCGCCCUUCCUGUCUCGGCCUGGUUGACCUUCGCGGAAGACGGCUCAGUUGCAACCCGCUGCUUGACAAGCGGAGCUUGCACGGCUGGCCUGCCCAAUGGACAAUCUUAGAUCAUAGGUUAGGAAGUGUUGUAGGCCACUGGAGAGGAUUGGGUAUAUGAUAGGACGGGGGAAAAGUUGGUUGGCAAGGCCCUCAUUCGAGUGAAAUCUUGCCACAGCCGUUUGCAUGUACCUAGCUUUUGUUGUACGAAGACAAGGCUCCCAAGGGC
Hypoxylon fragiforme is the source of this 488-nucleotide messenger RNA. RefSeq lists its product as uncharacterized. The record is from RefSeq and is a predicted model, not a curated record. Bases 1 to 330 code for a protein of 109 amino acids. Lineage: Eukaryota; Fungi; Ascomycota; Sordariomycetes; Xylariales; Hypoxylaceae. The transcript has 2 exons.